CUCUCUGUGGUAAACGCUAUUCUCACAUCAUCUUUUGGAUUGCACAAGGCACAUGAAGCCAACCAGAGAAGAUUUAACAAACUCGAACUGACUCAAAAAGCAAUGGCUGACAACUUCACCGCUCUGCUGUUUCUUCUGUGCAGUCUGACUGUGGCCCUAGCAGAAAGCAACGUGUCUUGCUACAGAAUUGAGCCAGGGACAAUAGCAGGCAUCAUCGCUGCAGAUUUGUUGCUGACUCUUAUUAUUGUGGUCGUCACCUACCGAUGUGCCAGUUUCCGUCGUCAGAAAAUAGAUAACGCUGACAAGGUUUAUAUGAAUGUUCGGGCCAACAACCCUUCUGACUCUCCAGCAUCUUAUGUAUGGACACCACUUAGCAGCCUUUUGGCAAAGAUCAAAACAACAGCUGGUGUUCGGAUUCUCAUUUCCCCCUCAACUGAGAAGAUGCCCGACGCUCUCUGUAUUGUGGGCUCCAUGUUCGGGUCAGAGGAAGGACAGCAAGACUGUGGCACCUGCUACCUGAUAAACAUGGGCUCUGUGAUUGGCAUCAUUGCCUCUGACAUUAUCUUAACCGUGUUCCUCAUCAUCUCCGUGUUCUGCUUCGCAAGUCAUCACAGGAGAAGAAGGGAACGGGAGUCUCACGAUGGUAGAAGAAAUCUGCCCUUAUCUGCCUCGAAGAAGAUGACCCCAGAAGACACAGAAUCUCCAUACCAGGAAUUACAUGGAGUGCAGUCAGAUAUCUACAAUGAACUUCGACACUUUAGGAAAUGACAUGUUGUGGAAAAUGUUCAAAUUCUUCACUUCAUAUAUGUGACUUACUGUAAAAUAUAUAAAAGAACUAUGCCAAAAAAUCCUCUGUAUAAAUCUUGCUUUGCAACUCAUAAUUUAGCAUAAAUCUAAUGAAAAAUGGUGUAGAGUAUCUGAAUGUUGUUUCUGUAGUUAAUUUAUGUUGUGCUCAUUGAGAAUGUAGAGUGGAGCAUGGAAUUCAGUAGAUGUUGUGUUUGUAAAUUCUUUUGUAUAUAAUAAAAUACAGUAAAGCCCAUCUUUGCAAUCAUUGUUUAACUUC
Messenger RNA from Gambusia affinis (western mosquitofish), 1063 nucleotides. RefSeq lists its product as uncharacterized. NCBI's taxonomy places the organism in Eukaryota, Metazoa, Chordata, Actinopteri, Cyprinodontiformes, Poeciliidae. The record is from RefSeq and is a predicted model, not a curated record. Gene Ontology annotation, cellular component: cell surface; membrane. The coding region runs from base 103 to 768 and encodes 221 amino acids. Gene Ontology annotation, molecular function: phosphatidylinositol 3-kinase binding; signaling receptor binding. The transcript is spliced from 10 exons. Gene Ontology annotation, biological process: neutrophil activation involved in immune response; positive regulation of phosphatidylinositol 3-kinase/protein kinase B signal transduction; microglial cell activation involved in immune response.